CCUGUAAAACAAAGCACAGGCCGGCGACUAUCUGUGUCAACGCGUGUCUUGGAUGGUGCGAGAUCCUAGGAUUGAGUUGAGGCUGCGUUCUUUAGGAUCCGAGGGAAAACCACACGAUUCAGAGAUUACAAUCCAAUUCAUCUUGUUCAUGUUCCCUUGUUCCUCGUUAACCCGUGUAUCUCUCUGUCUCCCUUAAGCAGAGUGAAAAAACGAAUGGCAAAUUUAGUUGAAGUCUUGGUCAAGGAGAGAAAAUAUCCAUUCAUUUUGACUCUCUUGGUCUUGCUCAUUUGCUUCACGCUCCUCCUCUUCACCAACACCACCUCCACCUCCACCUCAAACCCUGUUGCUUUCUAUACCGAUAUCAAAGAGCAACCACACUUCAACCCUUCCCAAGCACCUCCUGAUUCUCCAAAAGAGCAAAAACUACCCCCAAACGUGACCAAUGUCACUGCCGAGAAGAGUUCUGUGUCGGUUGAUGAGAUUAUGGAUUCAUUUGAUUGGAAGCUAUGUGAGGACUCAGUGUCGGUUGAUUAUAUUCCGUGUUUAGAUAAUGUUAAGGCGAUUAAGGCUCUUAAGUCUCGGAGGCACAUGGAGCACAGGGAAAGGCAUUGUCCUCAGAAUAGUCUGCACUGUUUGCUUUCCCUUCCCAAAGGGUAUAAAGUGCCAGUUCCUUGGCCUAAGAGCAGGGACAUGAUUUGGUAUGAUAACGUUCCUUAUCCAAAGCUAGUCGAAUACAAGAAAGACCAACGCUGGGUAGUGAAGUCUGGGGAAUAUCUGGUCUUUCCAGGUGGUGGUACUCAAUUCAAAGAUGGAGUUGAUCAUUAUAUUGAGUUCAUAGAAAAGACAUUACCGGCAAUUCAAUGGGGAAAGCAUAUCAGGGUUGUUCUAGAUGUUGGCUGCGGUGUUGCUAGCUUUGGUGGAUAUCUGCUGGACAGAAAUGUUAUUACUAUGUCAUUUGCCCCAAAGGAUGAACAUGAAGCUCAGAUACAGUUUGCUUUGGAGCGAGGAAUUCCUGCAACACUUUCUGUCAUUGGAACACAAAAGUUGACUUUUCCUGACAAUGGGUUUGAUUUGAUCCAUUGUGCAAGAUGCAGGGUUCAUUGGGAUGCAAAUGGUGGGAAGCCCUUGUUUGAGCUCAACAGGAUUCUUAGACCCGGAGGUUUCUUUGCAUGGUCUGCAACACCAGUUUACCGUGCUGAUGAAAGAGAUCAAGGAGUAUGGAAUGCCAUGGUGGCUAUAACAAAAGCUAUGUGCUGGAAGGUAGUGGCUAAGGCUCGCGAUUCAUCUGGAAUUGGGCUUGUUAUAUACCAGAAGCCAACCUCGACUUCUUGCUAUGAGAAACGUGAAGAGAAGAAUCCGCCUUUGUGUGAGAAUAAGGAUGGGAAGAACAGCUCGUGGUACGCCAGACUUAGUAGUUGUCUCACACCUCUUCCAGUUGAUGGUAUGGGUAACCUGCAGAGCUGGCCCAUGCCUUGGCCCCAGAGGCUUACCAGUGAGCCCCCUAGCUUACCUGCUGAUUCUGAUGCCAAUAACAAGUUCUUCAAGGACAGUAAGCGUUGGUCUGAAUUAGUUUCAGAUGUUUAUGCGAACGGUCUUUCUAUAAACUGGACAAGUGUUAGAAACGUUAUGGACAUGAAUGCUGGUUAUGCAGGAUUUGCCACAGCUCUCAUUGAUCUACCACUCUGGGUGAUGAAUGUGGUACCGAUUGAUGUACCGGACACUCUCUCUAUUAUAUUGGACAGGGGAUUAGCAGGAAUGUAUCAUGAUUGGUGCGAGUCCUUUAAUACCUAUCCUCGCACAUAUGAUCUCCUUCAUUCGAGUUUUCUUUUUAAAUAUCUUGAGAAAAGAUGUGAUGUUGUAGAUGUGGUUGUGGAGAUAGAUCGCAUAUUGAGACCAGGUGGAUAUUUUGUAGUUUACGAUUCUAAAGAAGUACUUAGCAAGCUCAAUCCAAUCUUGCGUUCACUUCACUGGUCUGCAUUUUUGCAUCAAAAUCAGUUUCUUGUUGGUAGAAAGAGUUUCUGGCGUCCUGCGAGCUCUUGAAUGUAUGGGGUUAAUGAACAUGACGCAUUCUUCAUUUCUGGUGUAUCGGCAUCUUCUAGAUAUAACUUAGAAGUGAGAAAAAAAUAAUUUUAAGAAAAGGAAUAUUUAUUCGAGACAUUUAUUUAUUUAUAGUGAAUUUGUUAGGAGUACAGAAGUUUAUUGUUUUUCUAAUAUAAUUUUGCCGGAAACUUAUGUU
Molecule: messenger RNA, 2236 nt
Organism: Abrus precatorius (Indian licorice)
Lineage: Eukaryota; Viridiplantae; Streptophyta; Magnoliopsida; Fabales; Fabaceae
Product: probable methyltransferase PMT23
Exons: 8
Coding region: 214-2040 (608 amino acids)
Cellular component (GO): trans-Golgi network; endosome; cytoplasm
Molecular function (GO): methyltransferase activity
Source: RefSeq, a predicted model, not a curated record